GAAUCUGUUUUUCGAAUAUGAAUAUUGAGUUUAGAUAACUGAGGUUAGGGUGUAUUUUUCCAUUUACGUGUUUCUUAACCACACAAAGAGUGCACAUAUCUUCUGAACACCUAGGUUUGCAAACAGGUACACAAGAGUUUGACAUGGAGCACUGUAGUCUUUUGAAGUGCAUUUAUUUGUUGUUUAACUUUGACAAAAAAAGAAUCACAUUCAAAGCGUGUCAUUGUCUCUGGGCCUUACUUGUGGAGCUUUAACAGUUUGGAUGUAUAAAAAUAAGAUUUUAUCUCGUUUUAAUUUGUUCUGUUCAACAAGCAAAAGACAGGAAGAGAUCAGGAGGUGAAAAAAGGUGUAAAGACAUCUGUACUUCAGCAGAGUUUUACAGUAUAAAUGGCACAGCUUAACGAUCAGAGUGGCAGGAGUAGAGGUGUAAAGGACGUAGAUGUGACCCCAACUCAGAAGGAAGAGCAGAAGUAUAAGAUUUACGUGCCAAAUGAAUGUGACGCCUCACAUCAUUCGGAAGAAAUCCCAUUCACUCAGAGUGCUGAUAAAACAACACAAACACACUUUCUUCGGCUAGAUCACCAGAGUCCUCAACCAACUCAGAACAGACCCUCUGUGCUCUGCUCCACCUCUCUGCUACCUCUGGAAUGCAAUAGUAUUUCUCAGAUCUCACCUAAAAAGUAUGAGUCAGCAGUUAAAAGUGGCAAAAAGGAGUAUGAGUCUGAUCAGACUGAUCAUCACAAAAACCCCAGCACACAUAUGAACAGCUUUAUCCAGUCAAACGUGAUAAACUCUCUGUUUGUCAAUGGUCGUUGUCACUGGCCUAAUUGUGACGAAGCCUUCAGAGAGUAUUCUGUUUUCAUGAAACACCUGAACAACAGACACAGCUGGGGAGAAAAAACAAUUGCACAGUGGAGGGUGCAAGAAGAAAGGGUGCGCCAGAUGGAGAGUCAGCUUGUUAAGGAACGACAGAAGCUCCAGGCCAUGCAGCUCCAUCUAAGACGGACUGAACACCCAUGCGCGGGUGUGUGUUGUGUGCCGCUCUGUCAGAGAGCAGCUCUAGGCUGGUGGAGGCCGCUGGCACUGCCUGCACCCCCGUCUGAGGAGCCAGAUGGAAGUGUAGAGUGGGCCAUCGAUGCCACAGGGCGCCAUGAAUACUGGCCCACAGCCACCUCCCACCUACUGACAGAUUUUGUCAACAGUAUGGAAUGCUACAAAUAUAUCAAUAUCAGACCUCCAUAUACUUAUGCUUUUCUUAUUAGAUGUUCAAUACUGGAGGCAUCAGAUAAGCAAAGAGCUCUGAAUGAGAUCUACAGCUGGUUCAUUCAAAGAUUCUUUUACUUCCGUCACAAUACUCCCACAUGGAAGCAGAACGCAGUCCGUCACAACCUCAGCCUUCAUAAAUGUUUUGUGCGGGUGGAUGGAGGAAAAGGUGCUGUGUGGACUGUGGAUGAGACGGAGUUUCAGAAGAGAAAAGGACAAAGGUUUAACAGGGAUUCUUUGAAAUGGAUGACUCAUUUCUCUCAUCCUCCCAAAGUGUCCUAAGGUUUCCUGAUGGCAUACAGUGAAAAGCUGUUACCCACAAUGGUGUUGGACGGUGAUAGCUUUUUUUUUUUUUUCAUUCUUGUUAAUUCUAAUUUGUUUUAGUGUGACAAACUGACCAUCUACAGUCAAGUCUUUUGACCAUAUCUAGUAUUUCCUAUUGUAAAAUGACAGUAAAUAAAAUACAUCAUUAAAACAGGUUCUGUGCAUUUUGUUGCAAAGAUUGAAAUAGUUUUUUUCUACUGACACAUUUUAUGCUUUUAAGCAUUUAUUUCUGCAAAGAAACAAACAUCAUCUGCCAAAUGAAUAACAUUUAAA
Molecule: messenger RNA, 1860 nt
Organism: Tachysurus vachellii
Lineage: Eukaryota; Metazoa; Chordata; Actinopteri; Siluriformes; Bagridae
Gene: foxp3b
Product: forkhead box P3b
Exons: 12
Coding region: 388-1545 (385 amino acids)
Biological process (GO): regulation of transcription by RNA polymerase II
Cellular component (GO): nucleus
Molecular function (GO): DNA-binding transcription repressor activity, RNA polymerase II-specific; RNA polymerase II cis-regulatory region sequence-specific DNA binding
Source: RefSeq, a predicted model, not a curated record